Molecule: messenger RNA, 2301 nt
Organism: Polypterus senegalus (gray bichir)
Lineage: Eukaryota; Metazoa; Chordata; Cladistia; Polypteriformes; Polypteridae
Gene: dctn4
Product: dynactin 4
Exons: 14
Coding region: 31-1431 (466 amino acids)
Cellular component (GO): dynactin complex
Source: RefSeq, a predicted model, not a curated record
GGGAUUGGGUGGUGUUUGUCGUUUUUAGAAAUGGCGUCUUUACUGCAGCCGGAUCGAGUGCUUUACCUUGUUAGUGGUGAAAAAAAGAUCCGCUCCCCGCUGUCACAGCUGUACUUCUGUCGCUACUGCAGUGAACUUCGCUCACUAGAAUGCGUUUCUCAUGAGGUGGAUUCUCAUUAUUGCCCUAGCUGUUUAGAGAACAUGCCUUCAGCGGAAGCCAAGCUGAAAAAGAACAGGUGUGCAAAUUGCUUUGACUGCCCUUGCUGUAUGCAUACCUUAUCAACACGUGCCACUAAUAUCCCUGCCCCUCUUGCUGAUGAUCCUGCCAAGACAACAAUGAAGAAGGCCUACUACCUUGCAUGUGGCUUUUGCCGAUGGACCUCUCGUGAUGUUGGAAUGGCAGAUAAAUCCGUUGCUAGUGGUGGGUGGCAGGAGCCAGACAAUCCACAUUCCCUUCGGAUUAGCAAAUUAAUCGAGUACUACCAACAACUUGCUCAAAGAGAAAAGGUAGAACGGGACCGGAAGAAGCUGGCUCGACGACGUGCCUACAUGCCUCUGGCAUUUUCGCAACACACAAUUCAUGUGGUGGAAAAAUAUGGCCUUGGAACAAGGCUUCAGAGACAAAGAUCUGGAGCACCCAUCAGCAGUAUUGCUGGACUUUCACUUAAGGAAAAUGAAGAUCAGAAGGAGAUAAAAAUUGAGCCUGCUCAGGCAUUGGAAGAGGUUGAACCUUUGCCGGAAGACUAUUAUACCCGACCUAUUAACCUUCCAGAAGUUACCACUCUUCGGCAGCGUCUUUUGCAGCCAGAUUUCCAGCCAAUCUGUGCUUCACAGUUAUACCCACGGCACAAGCAUCUGCUCAUCAAAAGAUCUUUACGUUGCAGGAAAUGUGAGCACAAUUUAAGCAAACCUGAAUUUAAUCCAACCUCAAUUAAAUUCAAAAUUCAGCUUGUGGCCGUAAAUUACAUUCCUGAAGUAAGAAUAAUGUCGAUACCUAAUCUGCGAUAUAUGAAGGAGAGUCAAGUCCUUUUAACCUUAACAAACCCUGUAGAGAAUAUCACUCAUGUUACUUUACUUCCAUGCGAAGAAGGAGACCAGGAUGACCAAAGCACUGCAAAAGUUGUGCUUUCACCCAAGGAGCUAGUCUUGGCUGGCAAGGAUGCUGCAGCUGAAUAUGAUGAGUUAGCAGAACCUCAAGAUUUUCAGGAUGACCCAGACAUUGUUGCUUUUAGAAAAUCCAACAAAAUUGGAUUUUUUAUCAAGGUCACACCACAGCAGGAGGAGGGGGAAGUGACAGUGUCAUUUAAACUCCGACAUGACUUCAGAAAUCUGGCGACACCAAUCCGCCCCAUGGAUGAAGGGGAACAAGGAACAGAGGCAGUCUGGCUUGUUCACCAUGUGGAGCUUAGUCUGGGGCCACUGGCUGCAUGAAUUUGACCAAAAAAACUAUCCUUAAUUUACACCUGUACAUUUGAUUAGCAACUUGCUAUUGCAAAAAGUGAAAUAAUCUGUUUUGCAUAACAGCAAAUAAGAACAUAAAAUGCACAUUCUGGUUACAGUAAAAUAUCUUCAGUCCCAUUCUUGUUGCACAGUCAAGAUUAGGCUAAAUGUUAUAUAUAGUUUAGAAUACACAAAGCUAAUUAAUAUUUAUUCCACAUGUCAUGUUAAAUAGCUUUUUUAAUGUUCAAUGCAAAGCUGAAUGAGAGGAAGAAGUGCUAACUUUAAGUCUGUAUUAAUAUAUAGGUGUACUUAAGCAACAGUUGUUUGGAGAUUAUUAUGCUAGUCCAGUAUGUUCGCAGCAUGAAACAAAUUGAAUCCCCUGUCCCCUUUAAAAUAAAUUACUUUAGUUUAUCUUGUCAUAUUUAGUCAUUUAAAAACACAAAUAGCUGUACUCAGCUUAUCAUUAAUUCUGAUUUAUUGAAUAUGGUAUACCUGCUACUCAUUUAAUGGAUAUUUACCUGAAAGGAAAGCUGUGUUUUUCCUCAAAACCAUGGGUUUGACAUACUUAAUAAAUGGCUAUUAAAAUCUUAAUAAACCACUGUAUAGGAAUGAAACCCUCCAACUCAUCUUGAGCUGAAAUGAGUGGAUUCAGUGAAUGAAUGGAUGGAUGGAUGGAGGGAGGGAGUAUUUUCACAAAAAGUAUAAAAGUUAUUGGUUGUAUAAUCUGCCCUUCCUCUAGAAACUGCCCAGUGCUAAAUUUGGCUAGCUUCUCCUACAAGAAAGCUACAAUCAGCAUUUACUUUGUUUGCAUUUGCUUAAUAUUGUUAUUUAAAAAUAUCAAUAAAUAAAAAAUGUACAUAA